AUAUUUAAGACUAGUUUUAAGAGAUACGUUUCGUUGAAUCGCUAAAUUAAACGAUAAUUGGUUGGUUAAUUAUAAAAUCAUUAACAAAAUACUGAACCGAUGAUAAUUCUUCAGUAAUUACAAUGUUGACGUAGCAGAAUUAUUACGCUAGUCUCAGUACAAGGAAAAUUGUGUUAUGAAUCAAAGACGACUGGCUUAAGUCAUUUUGUCAAUAGAUUUAUUGGUUUUGAACACGCCGAAUGAAGUGGACGGCUACAGUUAAUUAAUUAAAUAGAAAUGACAAAGUUUGCUCUCGUAAUUUUGGGUUCGGCGUUGUUACUUUGUUUUAUUCGAAGCGAAGUUGUAAAACGCUCGACACUCACAUGUGAAGCCAACGAAAUGUCUGUGGAAUGCUCGUUUUGCGGUCCGAAAACUUGCGAGGACCUUGGAACAGCGGUGCCUUGUAGUGGAGCCACUGGGGUCUGCAGGCCAGCGUGCGUAUGCGUCGAUGCCUACGUCAGAGAUACGAACGAAACUUGCAUACUAAAGACCGAGUGCCCAAGUUGCGGAGGAGACUUCAACGCCACAACUGGUUGCGGCAACCACUGCGGCAACUCAUGUUCCGAUUACAAAGAAGUUAACAAAACAUGUCUGACGGGUUGCAAAUAUAACAGUUGUAGUUGCAGAGAUGGUUAUGUUUAUCAUGACAAGUUGCAGUUUUGCGUAUUACCUGUUGAUUGUUGAACUUUUCAAAUAUACCUGGACAUUGAAGUUGAUUAAGGAUAAAACAACUACCGUGAACAAAAUAGCUAUUAAGAAUAAAACCAAAAUGACUGUUAUAUUUAUUAAUUUCUUACCAAGAUAAAAUUGAUUGAAUGAAUUGAAAAAAAAAAAAUCAAUUGAUAAAACAAAAUAUGCAUUGAUACAGUAAACUUUUAUACAUAAUUUUAUUAAAUAAAUAGUUUUAUUCGUCAGGUAUCGAGUAAGAAUUACAGAUAUGGACAGAUAAAAUAACAGCGGAAUCCAUGAUAUUACAUAGUUGCGGAGAGAACUAAAAAUAAAUUCGUCUGGAACUUUACCUACAUUGAAAUAGCGGCUAGAAUGUAAAUUAAAAUAUAAAUCUUUGUAGAUGGUUUUUCAUCAUCAUUAUUUUAUUACUAAGAAACUUCCAGAAGAAAUUUCGAUCUUGGGGUUAUCAAAUAUUAUUACAAACAAAAUUACUGGCACUUAAUCAACAAAUUGAUAAUGACGGAACUAAGUUCAGUGCCUCUUCUCUGGUGCGCGACAACAGUAGCUAAUGACGCUAUAGUGAUUUCAAUAAAAUAUUUUACAAAA
This is a messenger RNA of Bombyx mori (domestic silkworm), 1314 nucleotides long. Its product is annotated as venom peptide BmKAPI. The coding region runs from base 277 to 723 and encodes 148 amino acids. The record is from RefSeq and is a predicted model, not a curated record. The transcript is spliced from 4 exons. Lineage: Eukaryota; Metazoa; Arthropoda; Insecta; Lepidoptera; Bombycidae.